This is a messenger RNA of Oryza sativa Japonica Group (Japanese rice), 1567 nucleotides long. The record is from RefSeq and is a predicted model, not a curated record. Lineage: Eukaryota; Viridiplantae; Streptophyta; Magnoliopsida; Poales; Poaceae.
AUAAUAAAGUAAGUCUCAAACAAAAUAAUAAUAAUUUCAAAAAAAAUUGAAUAAGACGAGUGGUUAAACGUUACAAGCAAAAACUCAAAAUCCCUUGUAACAGGGGACGGAGGGAGUAAUUAAUGUAGUUACACCUACGCUGCAUCGAUGAUCACUGUAGUCUGUAUCCUAACAGUGUCUAAACUCUGAAGAAAACCUCGCCAUGGAGCUCUUUUCUGCAAUCCUCGGUGACCUCACUAGCAGGUCCAUCUCCUACGUCAUGGACAGAUACUGCAGCAACCAGCCGGCGGCGAUCGACGACGGCGUACGGCAGCUGCGCCGGCUGCUUCUACGGACACACACCAUCGUCGAGGAGGCAGAAGGGAGGCAUAUCACCAACCAAGGGAUGCUCCCGCAGCUCAAGGCCAUGAGAGACGAGCUGUUCAGAGGCCACUACGUCCUCGACACCUUCAGACACCGGGCUGAUCUCCUCCAGAAAGAGGAGGAGAAAGAAGAUGAACAGGUGAGAAGCUCGUUUGCAAUGUCAAGGCUCAAUCCUGCCAAGCGAAUCCGUUUCUCUCGUGCUAGAACUAGUAGCUUUCAGGAUUUGGAGUCCAUGAUUCGUAGCCUGGAAGACGCCAUUGCUGACACAAAGGAGUUCAUCGUGUUUCUGAUGAGCUGCCCUCCGGUUAUGUACCGGCAACCUUUCAGCACGCAUCUUUAUCUGGACAAGUGUAUGUUCAGCCGUCAGAUCGAGCGAGAACAAGUCAUCGAUUUCUUGCUGCGGAUUGAUCCUGAUCCUCAUGGUAGUUGUAAUGACAUAGGUGUUCUUCCGAUCAUUGGUCCCGCGUUAAUCGGGAAGAGCACACUGAUUGAGCAUGUCUGCAGAGAUGAGAGGGUGAAGAGCCACUUCUCUCUGAUCUUGUUCUACAAUGGAGACGAGCUGAAGCAUGAGACAGUGGCCACUUUCAGAGACAGAUGUAUCAUCAAAUACAUGGAAGGAGCUGUAUUACUCCUCCGAAAACCGCAUUCCCCGUGGAAGCAAGAUCAUAAUCACAAGCCGAUCAGAGGUACGACAGGUGCUCUUAGGCUGAAAUGCCUGCCAACUGAAGCCUACUGGUACUACUUCAAGGUGUUUGUGUUUGGAAGUGCAGAUCCUGAUGAGCAUCCAAAGUUGACAUCAAUAGCUAUGGAGAUUGCAGCAGAGCUGAGAAGAUCUCUAUUUUGUGCUCAUGUUGUUGGUGCCUUGCUAAGGGUUCAUCUUGACGCCCAUUUCUGGCGCAGGGUUCUUGAAGGCACCAGAGAGUACAUGCAGAAGAAUCUUAUCUUGGCAAGCGAAUACCCUCAUGAUCUGAAGACGGACAAGAACCAUCCUCGAUACGCUUGGAUAAUUAGUGAACCAAAGCCUAUCAAAUCCCUUCUAAUCUACGACAGUUACCAGAAAGGUUCUGAAAACGCUGAGGUUCCAAAUAUUACAAUUCAGGAUCUGCUGUUUGGAGAAGCUUCAGGUCGGGGGAAAUUUGAUAUCUUGCUCUGGAAAUCUCAAAUGCCACCAUACUGUAGCCACAUCUGCAGCUGUGUUGUCUAG